This is a messenger RNA of Thlaspi arvense, 1065 nucleotides long. The record is from the annotation of a GenBank genome assembly. Lineage: Eukaryota; Viridiplantae; Streptophyta; Magnoliopsida; Brassicales; Brassicaceae.
AUGGCUGACGCCUUGAAGCAGAAAGAGGCUUCUUCGAGUGAGGCCAACAUUUUGGCCGGAGCAGGCUCACCGGUGCCGAUUGAGCCACAGGCGAAGGACUCUGCCGGCAAGGAGAACAAAGAGGGCCUCUCGCAGCUUGGAGUAAAGAAAGCGAACCCAGAAGCCACAUUUAAGGAAAUUUCAAAUAUUUUGGGAGCAAAAUGGAAAAAUGUUACAGCAGAAGAGAAGAAACCUUACGAGGAAAAGUACCAAGCCGACAAGGAAGCCUACUUGAAGGUUAUUGGAAAUGAGAAGCGCGAGAAUGAAGCCAUGAAGCUGUUGGAGGAAGAGCAGAAACAGAGAACUGCCAUGGAGUUGCUUGAGCAGUAUUUACAGUUCCAGCAGGAAGCAAAAGAAGUGGACAAGAAGAAGACCAAGAAAGAGAAGGAUCCCUUGAAACCAAAGCAACCAAUGUCAGCAUUUUUCCUGUUUGCAAGUGAGCGAAGAGCAGCUCUACUUGCAGAGAACAAGAGUGUGCCGGAGGUGGGCAAGAUCACAGGAGAGGAAUGGAAGAACAUGACAGAGAAACAGAGAAGACCUUAUGAAGAGAGGGCGAAACAAAACAAGGAAAAGUACAUGGAGGAAAUGGAGGCCUACAAGCAGAAAAAGGAGGAAGAGGCUGUGAAUCUCACGAGGGAAGAGGAGGAGUUGAUGAAAAUUCAGAAGCAGGAAGCUUUACAGUUGCUGAAGAAGAAGGAGAAAACAGAGCACAUAAUUAAGAAAACCAAAGAGAAUCGCCAGAAGAAGAAGAAGCAGAAGGAAGAGUCUGAUCCAAAAAAGCCCAAGAAGCCCGCGUCCUCAUUCCUCCUAUUCAGCAAGGAGGCAAGGAAGAACUUAAUGGAAGAAAGGCCGGGAAUUAACAAUUCCACCCUCAAUGCCUUUAUUUCAGUGAAAUGGAAGGAACUGAGUGAAGAAGAGAGACAAGUGUGGAAUGAGAAAGCUGCAAAGGCUAUGGAGGCAUACAAGAAGGAAAUAGAGGAGUACAGCAAAUCUGCAGCCGCCAAGGAAGAUAGCCCACAGCAAUGA